AUGUGUAAGGUUGAGAUCUGCGCGACAAGCAGCACGUGCUGGGUGCAGUAUUACGUGAAGCCUCCCAAAGGCGGCAAGCAAAAUCGCCGAGCGCUCGUCAAAGUGGAGGAGCUGAUGCGAGUGCAGCAGGAUCAUGAACGCUCGCCUAGUUCGUCACGGGCUGUAAGCGCCAGAGCUUCUGAAGAACCCGAUUCCGCAUUUGAGUGCCUGGGCGUUGUCAGUGUCAUGCGCACCCAAGAUCACUCAAGAUCACUCAAGCCAGCAGGGCCGGCUGGGCCUCCGAAGGCUACACACCGACGGUGGCCGAGCGACUUGGAGCCGAUGGCUUGUUCCAAUAGCGCAUGCUGUUACUGUUACAUUCUUACUACUACUACUACUACUACUACUACUACCACUACCACUACCACUACUACCACUACUACUACUACUACUACUACUACUACUAGUACUCCUGCUGCUCCUCCUGCUGCACCUGGCUACUGCACUUUCAAAAUUUCUAUUGUGCUGGUGCCAAGACUUGAACUCCCUCGAACUCAGGACGAUGCCUGCACAACGUGGGCUCAGGCAGGCAGUCGGCAUUUUCUCUUCCUGUCUAUCAUUUCCACAGUCCUCAUCUCAUGCAGAAUUAUAUGA
Messenger RNA from Symbiodinium necroappetens, 633 nucleotides. NCBI's taxonomy places the organism in Eukaryota, Dinophyceae, Suessiales, Symbiodiniaceae. The record is from the annotation of a GenBank genome assembly.